Messenger RNA from Aspergillus tanneri, 1233 nucleotides. RefSeq lists its product as uncharacterized. NCBI's taxonomy places the organism in Eukaryota, Fungi, Ascomycota, Eurotiomycetes, Eurotiales, Aspergillaceae. Gene Ontology annotation, cellular component: nucleus. The record is from RefSeq and is a predicted model, not a curated record. Gene Ontology annotation, molecular function: DNA binding; DNA-binding transcription factor activity, RNA polymerase II-specific; zinc ion binding. The coding region runs from base 1 to 1233 and encodes 410 amino acids. The transcript has a single exon. Gene Ontology annotation, biological process: aflatoxin biosynthetic process; regulation of DNA-templated transcription.
AUGCCAGGACAGCCGAAGUUACGAUCGAGCUGUGAUCGAUGUGGUAUCGCCAAGGUGAAGUGUGACCGGGGGCACCCUGAAUGCGGCCGCUGCGUCUCGCAUGGCAUGGCAUGUGUCUAUGGGGUGUCGCGCAAGAUAGGGAAACCGCCGCGACGUCCGAGCCUAUCCCGAACGUCCAGCAACCAUGCCGCAGCAACGGACAGUAGCAGUAGCAGUGGAGGUAUCAUGCUGGACAUCGAGCCAUUUCCGAGUGGUGCCGAAGUACCCACAGCCUGGGAUGCAAUGGACUACGACAGCAGCGCCAACAGUGACCUGAACCGGUUGCACCCAUGGGUGGGCUUGUUUCAAGAUCUACCUGGGCCAUCUCUCUCGAAUUUUCCUCCCCUGGAGGGCAAUGAAUGGGCCAUGGCAGACCAUUCAGGCAUCAACCUCCUAUCCACCACGCUACCCCCGGGCCCCGGGUCCACUCCACCGUCGCCGAAGCUGGGGAGUUAUUUAUCCACUACGGCGUAUUGUUCCCAAGACGAAGACUGUUCAAAUCUCGGCCAGGGCUCCACAAGCGCGCACGACUGUCCGCGUGAAGCAUAUAAGAUUGUUGAAAGCUUGUCCUUUCUGAACGUCAGCCAGGCUCAUUAUGGGACUUCACCAGGAACGGCCCCAGCCACCACAACGCAGAGUGUCGCCCAUCAAGUUCCGCUGGACCUUGUUCUACGACUAACCCGGGAGGCAAGCGAGCGUCUCGUGCCACUUCUGACCUGCCCCUGCGCGAGAUCGCCACACCUUGCAUUCCUCUAUGCGUCGAUCAUCUCCCGCAUCCUGGCAUGGUACCAGCAGGCCGCGGGUAGCUCGCAGAACGUCUCUCCACCCAUCUCUAGCACGGCAGCAGCCAGCUCAUUGAGCAUCGGCGGGAGCAACCAAAGAACGGCCACAUCAUCCUCCCAGUCGCCUGCGCUGGCCGUGAUCCCCGCGAUGAUGGCCAUUGGAACAUUCAACGUCGACGACCUCCAUGUACAGACCGCCAUGAAGAUCCAGUUAGUAUCCGCAGAGAUGAGAAGGGUCGGCCGUCUGAUCGAUAAAUUUAGCUCGGAGCACUCUAGAGAUCCGUAUCUAACUGAUGAAACGUCUAUCGGCGACAUUGACAGCCUCUACCAGACUCUAAGCCUGUGGCUCAAGAGGGAUCAUUCAAGAAUAGCCAACAUGCUAAGGUCGGAGUUGAGGGAGCUAAACAUAUGA